Molecule: messenger RNA, 3939 nt
Organism: Ectocarpus siliculosus
Lineage: Eukaryota; Phaeophyceae; Ectocarpales; Ectocarpaceae
Source: the annotation of a GenBank genome assembly
AUGAGCCCAGCGGAGUUCGGGCUUCUGAUGGGAGAGGAGGGGGUGGAAGGGGGGCAUGAGCCGCUGCUGGCAGACGACUGGGGAGCGGUUGAGAAUCUUGACGCUUUCUUCACCAGCAUGUACAAGUAUUACCACCGCGGCGGCCUGCUCUCCAUCGUUUCCUCGGGGAUCGCACAUCUACUCAUCCUGGCCUUUACGGUGCUUUUCUCUACGUUCCUGUUGUCUUUCGUGGAUUGGAAGGCGCUGCUCUCUUGCCGUGACGAGGAGACCUGCCACCCCCUCUCUCAGUACGUCACCACCAAGGCCCUGCACAGCCCGAACCUGUUCCACGUGCUCGUUUGGAUGUACAUGGUCCUUUUCCUGGUGUACUGGGCUUGGUCCCUCCUCUCCUUCUGGAGCUCCCUCAGGGACGCGACGGACAUGCACCACUUGUACACCACGAGGCUGAGGAUAUCACGGACGGACUUGCACACCAUAGAGUGGAGCGAGGUGGUGAGUCGGUUCCUGUCCCUCCAGAACACGGGGCUUUACCGGGUGGCCAUCUACACAAACAACGUCACGGCCCACGACAUCGCAAGCCGAAUCAUGCGCAAAGAGAACUACCUGAUCGCGAUGCUGAACAAGGAGAUCCUGAAGCUUUCCCUGCCGCUACCGUUCUUCGGGAGCCGCGGUCGAGGGACCCUGUGGGCCACGACGGGGCGGCAGUACCUGACCAAGAGCCUGGAGUGGAGCAUGCACUUCUGCGUGCUAAACCACAUGUUUAGCGACAAGUUCACCAUCCGGACACAGUUCCUCCAGGAUGUCCGGGCGCUCAAGGCCAGGCUUGUCCUGGUGGGCCUCGCGCACGUGGUGCUGCUGCCGUUCCUACUGCUCUUCAUGGUGGUCUACUUCUUCCUGCAAAACGCCCAAGAGUGGCACUCUAGCAAGAGCUAUCUUGGGCCGCGCGAGUGGAGUCCCCUGGCGAGGUGGACAUUCCGGGAGUUCAACGAGCUCCAACACUUCUUCGAGCAGCGCAUGUCGGGCAGCUACGUGCACGCGAACACCUUCCUGAUGCGGUUUCCCAGGCCGGUGCUGGCAUCUCUGAUGCGGGUGACGCGCUUCGUCUCGGGGUCCGUGGUGGCGGUGCUUCUCGUCAUGACCUUCCUAGAGGACUCUGUCCUGCUGCACGUGAAGGUCUGGGACCGGAACCUGCUGUGGUACAUCGGCGUUUUCAGCGCCAUCUACGCCUUCAGCAGGAGCGUGUCGCCUCAGGCAUCGGAGGUUCCUACCCUCCAGGAGGACUCCGCUGAGGAGGUUAUGCUCAAGGUGGCGGCGCACACCCACUACAUGCCGGAGCACUGGCUGGGCAAGGCCCACACCGUGGUGGUCCGCGCGGAGCUCCUGGGGCUGUUCCACUACAAGGCGCAGCUGUUUCUUGAGGAGCUGCUGGCCGUGCUGUUUGCACCGGUUAUCUUGUGCUUCUCGAUGCCCAGCUGUGCCCAGGAGAUCGUGGAGUUCGUGACGGAGCACACGGUGGAGGUGCCGGGGGUCGGCUCAGUCUGCAGCUACAGCGUCUUCGACUUCGGCCGGUACGGAGACGAGGACUACGCAGCCCCGUCCGCGGCUUCGAUGGCCGAGGUCGGGCCGGCGGAGAGGGCACGGCGGCGGCGGCCAGACACUACUGCCCAGGGGAAGAUGGAGAAGUCCUUCCUAAACUUCAGGGCGCACUACCCCGACUGGCAGCCCGGGCCGGCGGGCCAAGAGAUGAUCGACAGGCUCGCCGGGUUCCAGCUGCAGUGCCUCCGCAAGGACGCGGAAGCGGCGGCGGCGGCUAACACGGCGGCGGUGGCCGCUGCUACGGCGGCAGCCACGGCGGCGGCAUCAACUGUCGGGGCAGCCGGGGGCGCGCAUUGGGGGCAAAGCCACCUCCACCAAGAGCGCCAGCCCGUCGGCGUCAGUGUCGGGCUAGGAGCGGGUGGCGGCGGCGGCGGCGGCGGCGGCUUUACGGCCACCCCUCCGCCGACGCCGGGAGCGAGCGUUCUGGGACACCUUGACCGGGACGAGGAGGUCGGCCCCGACGGAGGGGUCACCGUGAACCUGGGACCCUUCGCAGGCGGCGGUGGGCGGGCAUCAUCACCGACAGGCGCGGUGCCGUCCUCGCUCCAGCUCGGUCUCUUGAACUCGGUGUCGCCGUCCAUGCUCCUGGGGCCCGGGGCGGGGGCGUGGCUGGGCGGCGGAACGGGGGGUGUUGGUGGUGGCGGUGGCGGCGGUGGCGGCGGUGGUGGUGGUGGGACCGGGGUGUUCGGGGCGUCCAUGGCGACGCCCUCGUUCGUCCAGACUUCGCAGCUCGCACCCUUCUUGCUGUCGCAGAUCGGGGGGCCCCACGGAGGGAGUUUUGCGGGAGGAGCAGGAGCCCCUUCGUUUCUAGGACGCACGACUAGCAAUGGGGCUCCGGCUGCGGGCCCGGUUGGGCAAGAGCAAAACUUCUACUGGCUUGAGAGGUUCUACGCCGCACAUCGGAGCGGCGGCGCCGGCCUCUCCUUUGCCUCGGGAGACCCCGGCCCUAGGACGGCGGCGGCAACCACCGCCUCCCUAGCAGGUUUGAUGAGUCACGGCGGUGGCGGGGGCGGCGGGUCGAGAUUUGCGCCGGUGGCCGCUCGCCCCGGCGCGAGGGGGCCUGCAGGCGUCCACUCUCACCACCACCACCACUACCGCCGAAGCGGGGUCUCCAGUGUCGGCGGCUCGGCGGCCGUACGCCGGAGGGGCGAUGGUAGCGGUAGCGCGGCGGGGGGCGUUGGGGGCGGGAGCGGGGUAGGGGCGAGGAGCAGAGCAACGACGAGCGAUGAGGAGAGGGAAGGGGGGUUUGCGAUGGAGAUGACUUCCCAGCAGCAGCAACCGCACCGGCAGCAGCACGAUGACGAGGCGGAGGAGGAGGAGGAGCGGGUGGAGGGCUCACAGCAGUACGGGGAGGACGGCUGAGUGCCAAUAGUGUUUCAAGGGGAUGUGAGACGCUCGGUUCAGGGAGUUACCCCGCUUGUUUUCAAGGAAGGAAGGAAGGCAGAGGUGUUGUACAUUUCGGAUCUUGAACAUCGGUCCCGUCAGAGAGUAGCCAGACAUCGCACCAUCCCCGCUCCUGCGUGUGAGUCGCAUGCAAUGCUUUCGAGAGCUCCUUUUCAGUUUUUGUCUUGUCCUUACGACGGAUUUUUUUUCGUCCCCGUCCCCGUCCCCGUCCCCAGCUACACGCCCGUCGGCGUGACGGUGGACAGGCGAGUGUUUUGUCUCUCGGUGCUGCUGCUGCUGCUCUUGCCACUGUUGUGAGUGUUUGUUGAUGGUAACUUUGAGUUUAACAUACAUAGCUCUGGGGUUUAUUCUUGGUAUGCGUGGGCGUGGCCCCGCGCCGCUUGUUUUUCGACGUGCUGUACGUGCGGCGGGUAAGCAAAAGAGUGUUGUUUCGAUGGUGAGCGUCCACGGUCAAGGUGACGGGAUAACAGGCAUGUCCAUAGUGUAAAUACGUACGUAUUGGUAGGGGUGGUGCCCGGGAGUUUCGCGCCUGUCGGCGGGAGGGACUCAAAAGAGUCUCGGGUUCCGAAGGUUUGGUAGCCUCCUCGGCGUUUUGGAGACAUUCUGUCGGGGUUUGGGCGGGCAAUUUGGGUACUACUGCAUGAGGCUUUGUUGUGUUGUUUAAGUAAACAGCAAAAAAAGAAUGAAUAAAGUGGUGUCCGAUUUUGAGGGACUGCUGGGGGGGGGGUCGUCUUUUCAGGUAUCAGGGAGAGAUGCGUGGAGUGUGAGUGUCAGGGCAGUUGCUCAUGUUGUUUUGAAGUCUGAACUGCUAGGUUCGACAGCAGCUGCAGGACUGCUGAGGGAAAACACCUAGCUAGUUUCAGCGCAGGAGUUUGACAUCAGGUCACCGGGGGGACUCGGGAGGCACACGUGCGGGUGCGCCCACCCCACGAAGGCUAG